Molossus molossus (Pallas's mastiff bat) is the source of this 5147-nucleotide messenger RNA. It is a transcript of the gene SGSM1, whose product is annotated as small G protein signaling modulator 1. Lineage: Eukaryota; Metazoa; Chordata; Mammalia; Chiroptera; Molossidae. The record is from RefSeq and is a predicted model, not a curated record. The transcript has 25 exons. Gene Ontology annotation, biological process: activation of GTPase activity. Gene Ontology annotation, molecular function: GTPase activator activity. The coding region runs from base 33 to 3317 and encodes 1094 amino acids.
CGCCCGGGACCCGGAACGUCGCUCGCCCAGCCAUGGCUUCGGGCCCCGCGGGGGCGGAGACCCGGCAAAGGCUGCUGCGCACCGUCAAGAAGGAGGUGAAGCAGAUCAUGGAGGAGGCCGUCACACGGAAGUUUGUCCACGAAGACAGCAGCCACAUCAUCUCCUUCUGUGCUGCUGUGGAGGCCUGCGUCCUGCACGGGCUGCGGCGGCGGGCGGCCGGCUUCCUGCGCAGCAACAAGAUCGCCGCUCUCUUCAUGAAGGUGGGCAAGAGCUUCCCGCCAGCCGAGGAGCUGAGCCGCAAGGUCCAGGACCUGGAGCAGCUGAUCGAGAGCACGCGAAACCAGAUCCAGGGCCUCCAGGAGAAUGUGCGGAAGCUACCGAAGCUGCCCAACCUGUCCCCACUUGCCAUCAAGCACCUGUGGAUCCGCACAGCCUUGUUUGAGAAGGUCCUGGACAAAAUUGUGCAUUACCUUGUGGAAAACAGCAGUAAAUACUACGAAAAGGAAGCGCUCCUGAUGGACCCCGUGGAUGGCCCCAUCCUUGCGUCUUUGUUGGUGGGGCCCUGCGCGCUGGAGUACACCAAGAUGAAGACGGCGGACCACUUCUGGACCGACCCCUCCGCCGACGAGCUCGUCCAGAGGCACCGCAUCCACAGCUCACACCUGCGACAGGACUCGCCCACCAAGCGUCCAGCCCUCUGCAUCCAGAAGAGGCACUCGAGUGGCAGCGUGGACGACCGGCCGUCCCUCUCCGCACGCGACUACGUGGAGUCGCUGCACCAGAACUCGCGCGCCACCCUGCUGUACGGCAAGAACAACGUUCUCGUCCAGCCGAGGGACGACAUGGAGGCCGUCCCGGGGUACCUGUCCCUGCACCAGACAGCUGAUGUCAUGACCUUGAAGUGGACGCCCAACCAGCUGAUGAACGGGUCUGUGGGAGACCUGGACUACGAGAGAAGUGUCUACUGGGACUACGCCAUGACCAUCCGCCUGGAAGAGAUCGUCUACCUGCACUGCCACCAGCAAGUGGACAGCGGUGGGACAGUGGUGCUGGUCAGCCAGGACGGGAUCCAGAGGCCGCCCUUCCACUUCCCCAAGGGGGGGCACCUCCUGCAGUUCCUGUCGUGCCUGGAGAACGGGCUGCUCCCUCACGGGCAGCUGGAUCCCCCACUCUGGUCUCAGCGGGGAAAGGGCAAAGUAUUUCCCAAACUGCGGAAGCGAAGCCCUCAGGGUUCCGCCGAGUCCACGUCUUCAGACAAGGAAGAGGACGAGGCCACGGAUUACGUGUUCAGGAUCAUCUACCCCAGCCUGCACUCUGAGCUCGUGCCCCAGGACCUGAUGGAUGUCUCCAUGAGCAACCUGCCGUCCCUCUGGCAGCCCAGUCCCCACAAAUCCUCUUGCUCAUCCUGCUCACAGAAUGGCUCGGUGGAUGGUGGUGCGACCAAUGGCUGCAAGCAUGAGAGGGCUCCCCUGAAGCUUCUCUGUGACAACAUGAAGUACCAGAUCCUCUCCAGAGCCUUCUAUGGAUGGCUUGCCUACUGCAGACACCUGUCCACCGUGCGGACCCACCUGUCAGCCCUGGUCAAUCCCGUGAUCGUGUCUCCCGACCUGCCCUGCGAUGCUGGACGCGGGCUGACGGCGGGCAUCUGGGAGCAGUACCUUCAGGACAGCACCAGUUAUGAGGAGCAGGAGCUGCUGCGUCUUAUCUACUAUGGGGGCAUCCAGCCCGAGAUCCGAAAGGCUGUGUGGCCCUUCCUGCUGGGCCACUACCAGUUCGGGAUGACAGAAACAGAAAGGAAGGAGGUGGACGAGCAGAUUCAUGCCUGCUACGCACAGACCAUGGCCGAGUGGCUGGGCUGUGAGGCCAUCGUGCGGCAGAGGGAGCGGGAGUCCCAUGCAGCCGCCCUGGCCAAGUGCUCAUCAGGGGCCAGCCUGGAUGGUCACCUGCACCGGAUGAUGCACCGGGACUCCACCAUCAGCAAUGAGUCCUCCCAGAGCUGCAGUUCUGGCCACCAGAACAUCCGCCUGCAGAGCGACUCCAGCAGCAGCACACAGGUGUUCGAGUCUGUGGAUGAAGUGGAGCAGGUGGAGGCAGAGGGCAAGUUGGAGGAGAAACAGCCCAAGAUCCCCAAUGGGAACCUGGUGAAUGGCACCUGUUCCCCGGACUCUGGCCAUCCCUCCUCCCACAACUUCUCCUCUGGCCUCUCAGAGCACUCGGAGCCCAGCCUGAGCACGGAGGACGGUGUCAUGGACGCCCAGCGCAGUGCCUCCCUGGUGCUCCGACCUGGGGACAGCAGCGUGGAUGAAGGGCAGAGCAGCGAGGCCACCACCUCCCGGGAUGAGGCUCCCCGUGAGGAGCUGGCCGUGCAGGACAGCCUGGAGAGUGACCUCCUUGCCAACGAGAGCAUGGACGAGUUCAUGUCCAUCCCCGGCAGCAUGGACGUGGCUCUGCCUGAAAAGGAGGGCACCCCGAUGGAGGGCUGGGGGGGCGGCGAGGUGGAGAAGGGUAGCCAGGUGGACAGUGAGGACAACCUCUCCGAGGAGCCUGAGAUGGAGAGUCUGUUCCCUGCCUUGGCUUCUCUGGCCGUGAGCACUUCUGCCAACAACGAGGCGUCCCCUGUGUCAUCCAGCGGUGUCACCUACUCCCCGGAGCUGCUGGACCUGUACACGGUGAACCUGCACCGCAUCGAGAAGGACGUGCAGAGGUGCGACCGCAACUACUGGUACUUCACGCCCGCCAACCUGGAGAAGCUGCGCAACGUCAUGUGCAGCUUCAUCUGGCAGCACAUUGAGAUCGGCUACGUCCAGGGCAUGUGUGACCUCCUGGCCCCACUGCUGGUCAUCCUGGAUGACGAGGCCCUCGCCUUCAGCUGCUUCACGGAGCUCAUGAAGAGAAUGAACCAGAACUUCCCCCAUGGCGGUGCCAUGGACACACACUUUGCCAACAUGAGGUCACUAAUCCAGAUCCUGGACUCGGAGCUCUUCGAGCUGAUGCACCAGAACGGGGACUACACUCACUUCUACUUCUGCUACCGCUGGUUCCUGCUGGACUUCAAGCGAGAACUCGUAUAUGACGAUGUCUUCUCUGUCUGGGAGACCAUCUGGGCGGCCAAGCACGUCUCAUCCACCCACUACGUCCUGUUCAUCGCGCUGGCCCUGGUGGAGGUCUACCGUGACAUCAUCUUGGAGAACAACAUGGAUUUCACGGACAUCAUCAAAUUCUUCAAUGAAAUGGCCGAGCGACACAACACCAAGCAGAUCCUGAAGCUGGCCCGGGACCUCGUGUACAAGGUGCAGACUCUGAUCGAGAACAAGUGAGGGCCGCCGCGUCCAGGCUGCCGCAGCAGAGCCGCCGCCUGCCUGUCCUGCCCUUUCCCUCCCGGCGCCCGGGAGCCAGGUCUUCGUGUUCGUUCGUGGACAUGGACUUCUGUGCAGAGACUGCCCGACUGCGGCCGCCGGGCAGGUGGGGUCGAGGGGUUGCCCCUUGAGUUCAGCCUUACGUUUUCCUGUUUGACCAAAGAUUGCCCGUGUCUGGGAUUGUCCUUUGCGGCAGUUGGUGGUGGACGGAGGGAACUUCCUGGUUCGGGGCCUCGAGACUGGCCCCUCUCCCUUCUCUCCCCACCCCUCCACACCAUCCUUCAGGGGAGACUCGGGCGGGGUUGUUCUGGACUUCGGAGUAGGAGAGGUCUGUGGGCUCCUCGCACCUGCGGGGCCUUCGGAGAGGUUGCGGAGCAGGGCUGGAGCCGGGUGGCGCAGGGUCUCUGCACUCGGCACUGCUCGCGUUUGGGCUGCGGCCUUUGCGGGGCAUCCUGUGCUUUGUAGGAUGUCGAGCAGCAUCCCUCUACCUGCCAGGAGCCAGUAGUACCCUCACCCCCACCCCAGCUGUGACAGCCCACGUGUCCCCGUUGAGACCCAUGGGGUAGAGGAGGGGCUGCAGUGUAUCUCCCACCGGCUCUCUCUGCCCGAGCCACCUGGUCCUGGCUCCCUCCCAUUUAGAAAAGGCGAACGGGAGGCCUGCACACCUCUCCCCUUGACUUUGGGAUUGCGUUGGUUGUGUUAUCUCGUUUUUCUCCUCUGCCUGACUCCGGGAGGGACUCCUUUUCCAGGAGGGUAUCUUCCUGCAGGGCGGUGGAAUCUGAGAAGUGUCUGCAGGUGUGAGACAGUCCCAGGCUCUUCUGGGAUUUGCCCAGAGCCCCGCCUGGGGUAGGGCAGGAUCCUCGGCCCCUCCCGCUCCCCCUAGGAAAGCCUGCCUCUCCUUCCACACAUCUGGUCUGGUGCUGCAGGAGCGUGGAACGUGUGUGUGGGUGAAGCCACGUGGUCAGGGAGGCCAGCUUUUCCCCAAGUGCCCUUGCUCACUCAGGACAAAGGAGGAGGGAGACGGAGGUCAGCCAGGGUAGGUGUGUGUGACUUGCAGGGCGGCUGGGUCUAGAAGUGAUUCCUGCUGUGUCGUCUUAGAAAGGGCCACCCAUCCUCACACAGGUCCCUCACACAGGUCCCACUGGCCUCGGGAAAGCAGUCCGCGGCCUCUGUUCUGAGGAUCCGGAACACAGCCGGGGGACUGUCCUAAGAAUGGCAGAUAGGUUUCAGAGAGGGCAGGGGACACAUCAAGCACACUGAAGCGCUCAGGCAGAGGGUGCACUAGUCUGCCCACCCCACCCGAGCCAGCUGGGCCCGGGGAUCCCAGCCUCAUGCUGGGGAAGCCCUUCCCUCGGCCCAGCUCCUUCCAGUGCACCUGAGUCCCACCUCCCCAACGGGCCUGUGGGCAGAGAGGACAAGGCCCAGACGGCCCUUGUUUCCAAAGAGCGUGCAUCUCCUCAUGCCGAUCCCCCAGCUUCCCGAGAUGGGAGACAGUGUGCAAAAGUCCCCUCCGGAGAAAAGUGAAUGUUGCCACAGAGCUGUUCAUCACAGGGGACACUGUCAGCAGGCCCCAGGCCCCAGGCCCUCUGAUUGUUAUUUAUUUUUGACAACUAGUCACAGCACAAGAUUUCUCCUCGCCUUCUCUCGUGUUCCCGAGAACGUCCGUGGCUGUGGUUCGGAACAACUGCUAUUUGUUCAGCUCUCUGUGCUAUUCAGGUCUCCGUGUGUCGCGUGUGUCCUCGUGUCCCAGACUCGAGUGUGUGGGAGUCAUUCUGUCUGUGGGGUGUCCUC